AUGGUACAGACGCAAUUCUGUAAGAAGGUCAAGUUCGUGCGACACGACGGAGCUCGCGAGUUUGCAACCAACUCGCUUCAACUGUUCUACGAAGACGAAGGCAUUGAACAGCAGACAACGGUGCCGUAUGCACAUCAAACAAACGGAACAGCAGAGCGUGCCAUUAGGACUAUUGUCACGAUCGGCCGCAGCAUGCUUCAUCAUGCCAAACUGGACAAGUGUUUCUGGGCCGAAGCAGCGAUGACGGCCAUCUACGUCAAGAAUCGACUGCCGUCACCUAAAGUCGUGCACAAGACCCCGUUUGAGAUCGUCUACAACUUGAAACCAAGCGUCAAGCACAUGCGAACAUUCGGGUGUCAGACAUACAUACUGACGCCUAAAGAGAAUCGACUCAAGUGGGAUCCAAAGGCUCGCGCUGGCAUAUUCGUGGGCUACGAACAAGUUUCGAAGGCAUAUCGUGUUUAUGACAUCGAGGCGGGGCAGGUGGCUAUCAGCCGCGGAAUCAACUUCGACGAGUCCACCUUUGGACUUCAACUGCCGAUCACUGAUGAAGAUGUCGAUGACCUGGACUUCGAAUUGCUGGAUCUUGAUGACGAAGAGCUGCGUCAAAUGGAGUACAAGCAAACAGGCAAGCGCAAGAACCGACUCAAUGAUGAAGAUACAGCAGCUCCACGACCGCGUGCAGUGCGUCAACGACCAGGACUAGAAGAGUCAAGCGCGCCGGAAAACAACUCGUCACGCCAAGAAGAAGACGAAGAAACGAAGGAUUCUGGUGAUUCAACACCGCCUGUGUUUUGGCGUGCGAGUGCAAAUGCCGUUGAAGCAGCAGUGGACUUAUCAGAGCCCUCAACAUUUGAAGCAGCAGUAAGCGGCCCUGACCAAGUGCACUGGAGAAAAGCAAUUCAUGCAGAGCUCGAGUCAAUGCGACUUCGCGGUGUGUUUCGUGCAGCCAAGCUGCCCAACGGACAACGCGCCAUUGGCACAAAAUGGGUGUUCAAGAUCAAGCGCAAGGCGGAUGGAUCCAUCGAGAAGUACAAGGCACGUCUCGCGGCAAAGGGCUUUCGCUCGAAGUAUGGAAUCGACUACACGGAGACGUUUUCUCCCGUGGUCAAGCAUGUGACGCUGAGAAUGGUGAUCGCAAUUUCCAAGCAUUUUGGAUGGCCCAUCGACCAGCUUGAUGUGGUGACAGCUUUCCUGUAUGGCGUCAUGAAGGAACAAGUGUUCUGCGUGAUUCCUGAAGGCGUCGAACUUGACAUGUCAGGCUUCGACCCAUGUCUCUACAUCAAGACUUCGGACGGCCAUUGCGUGUUUAUACUGGUCUACGUGGACGACGUCUUGGUGACUGGAAGCUCGCUCGAGCUGAUUGCACAAACCAAGAACGACCUGAAGACGCGGUUCGAAAUGACGGACAGCGGCAAGUGUGCGUUUGUUCUUGGGAUCGAGCUUUUGGACGGUGAAGAUGGCAGUGUGACACUAUGUCAGCGUCGGUAUGUCGAUGAUAUCAUCAAGCGCUUUGGCAUGGAUGAUUGCAAGGCAGUCGCAAGUCCAGUCGACAUGAGCUCUCGACUUGUUUCAAGUGAUGCAACUACCAAGGUCGAUGCUCCUUUUCGCGAAGCUGUUGGUGCGUUGAUGCACCUGACCACUGCAACGCGUCCGGACAUUGCGUUUGCUGUGGGCUAUGUGUCGCGGUUCAUGGAAAAUCCCCAAGAAGAACACUGGGUUGCAGUUAAGCGUAUCUUUCGCUACCUACAAGGCACCAAGACGCAUGGAAUUUGCUACAAGCCAAGUGCAAGGAUCGACUUCCGUGGAUAUUCGGAUGCGGAUUGGGCUGGUGAUCUUACCGACCGCAAGUCAACAUCGGGGUACACGUUCAUGCUACUCGGUGCGCCAGUCAGUUGGGGCAGCAAGAAGAAGCCAAGUGUUUCGUUGUCCACGAGUGAAGCCGAAUACAUCGCACUCAGCUUGGCGAUUCAAGAGGGCAAGUGGAUUCAUCGUCUGCUUUGUGAGAUCGUGAUGGCUGCCAAUGAAGAAGGACCGGAACUCAUGAUUCAUGAAGACAAUCAGUCAUGUAUCAAGAUGACGAAGAACCCAGUCAACCACGGCCGUGCCAAGCACAUUGAUAUCAAGUACCAUCACAUCCGUGAUGAGGUCAAGCGCGGUGAAGUGAAGCUCAAGUACUGUGAAACUGCGGUGAUGUUAGCGGACAUCAUGACGAAGGGACUUCAUGGACCACGCCACAAGGAGAUGACGACGGCUCUCGGGAUUCGUGAGCAUUCGGAUUGA
This is a messenger RNA of Peronospora matthiolae, 2283 nucleotides long. NCBI's taxonomy places the organism in Eukaryota, Oomycota, Peronosporomycetes, Peronosporales, Peronosporaceae. The record is from the annotation of a GenBank genome assembly.